AUGUCCAACAACAACACAACAGACUUUGAAGCGAACUUUGAGCAAGGGUUUGAGGAGGAGACAAACCACGUGUCCCAAACUGUUGUGUAUCCCAAUGUUGUUCAACAGCAAGAACAUGAGGAUAAUUCUUCACAAACAACACAUUCCCAUCAAUUAAUUGCUGGUAGUGAUGAAGGAUAUGAUUCCGUGCAACCACAACAACAACAACAAGUGUAUUAUUCCGUUGAUACAACGAGCAAUAAUAGUGGCAUGGGAAGUCAUUCUGGUCAAUCAACUCCCGCAUUUGGUAACUCAUCAUUUCAAAACAAUAACGGCCAGAGAAGAGUCCAUUCAUAUGUGCCAACACUCAUCCCCGAAGAUAUUGUUCAUCAAUACGGAAUCAAUGCUCUCACUCUCGAUCAAAUUCAUCGUUCCGUUUUCGUGAGCAUCAACACUCCUGUACAAGAACUAUCUGUUCAGGAGAUAUCCAAUUUCUUUUCAUUUUGUGGAAGUGUAGAGAAGAUUAUUAUUGUGGAUGAUUUGAAUGGUGCUGUUGUUUGUUUGGAGAAUAGCGAAAGUUUCAGCACAAGUUUGUUAUUGAACGAAAUGAAAUUGAACGAACAGACCACCUUGUACAUAUUUAAUUUGUGUGAUUUACUUGGAAUUCCGAGAAAGAAGGCUCAAUCUCUUGUUCAAAAUUCUACAAUACCAACGGCCACCCCAAGCAGAGUUUCCAUAGAUAGAGAAAGAGAAACACCAUCUUCUCAAUCAGCAAUUCAAGGAUUAUUCCAAGAAGGAUAUAUUCAAUCAAAGAAUUUAUUUGAACAGUUGAAGACUAAGGCUCAACAAUUAGAUCAAGAGAAUGACAUCUCAAAGAAAGUUCAACAAUCUUUGAAUCAUAGCAAGGAGCAAUGGAUCAAGUUUGCCAAACACAUGAAUGAAAAUGUUGAGAGUGUCAAGUUGAAAUUUGUACCCAUUCGAGAAUCUUUUAAUCUGCAAACAGUUUCACAAAAAGCAGAACAGAUUGGAGGCCAGACACAACAAUACUUGUCUUCUUUGAAAGAUAAAGUGAAGGAAAUUGGCAAGGAUUUGAAUGAAAAAAUCAAACAGCAAGACCAAAAGACUCAAUUCUCAACAAAGAUUAAGGAAAUGAAAAUUGAAGAAAAUUUGCAACAAUUUUCAACAAAAGCAUCAGAGGUCGUGUCUAAGAAUUGGACAGCCAUGACAUCAUUCUUUAAGGGAAUGACGCAAAAAGGUGCAUCACCAAACACCUCUGCUUCUUCAAGCCCAUCAACAAGUGGUGAGAUGAAUAGAGCCAAGCUUCCUCCUCUUCCAACAAAAACAGAAAAGAAAAUUACAUCCGUCGAUGAAGAUGAUUCUUUAUGGAGCAGUGAUAACUCUGCGCAACCAAACUCGUCGAGUGCAACCACACAACAACAACAACAAUUCUCGCUCGAUAAUGAAGAGGAAGACUUCCCUGUUGAAUAUUCAAAUACCUCAAACACGUCCUCCAAUGUACAACAAGCUCAAAACAGUGCUGACAGUUUCUUUGAUUAA
Molecule: messenger RNA, 1536 nt
Organism: Naegleria lovaniensis
Lineage: Eukaryota; Heterolobosea; Eutetramitea; Acrasida; Naegleriidae
Exons: 1
Coding region: 1-1536 (511 amino acids)
Source: RefSeq, a predicted model, not a curated record